AACUAGCUCUGUCUCCCAACAUAGCUUCCGAGAAGCUUCCGAUUAAUUUCUUGUGACCCACAUUAACAAAACAAGGCCAAGGUCAACAGACCACGGUCUUUAUCUGUGCAAUCAGUAUUAAGCAGUAGGGGCAGAGUCAUGGAAGGUAUAGGUCUCGUAAAUUUACGUGCUAAGAAGUGAAAUUCUCAACGAUUUUCAUUUAUUGAAUUAUUUUACGUACUUUGAUAUCGUGAGAAUGCCUAUUGCUAGAAGUGAAAAAGUAAAGUCUCUUUACGAUUCAUGUGUGAAUUGUGUUAUAAAUCAUAUCACUUAUUUCAUCCGUCCACAGCAGAAUCAGGAAAAGAUGAUUGAAAUUAGAGAAAAGCACAAUCUUCUUCUUCAGUUACCUUUUCAUAUUUUGGAAGAAAUAUUCGAAAUCCUUUUUCACGAAAGUGUAGCGACGAAAGACGCCAUACUCAAUCUGGUUACAUCACAGUUUACAUUUCUGACACUGUUUGGGAUACCUUAUAAUGAAAAAAACUCCAAGUUUUUCCCAAAGUUUAUGAAAUUGCAAGUUCUGAAGCUUUUUGACGGUGAUGACACUGCAAGCAUGCCAGUAGAUGACCAUUGUUUACAAUUUAUUGGAACUCAUUGCGAACAUUUGAGAACGUUGGAUAUGCAAUACUGCUUCGAAGUUACUGAUGUCGGUAUUCAGUGGCUGUGUUCGAGCACCAUAGAUAACCAGGAAGUUCACGGAGGAACUGGGAAAUGCAAGUCUUUAGAAGUGCUGAAAGUUCAAAAUUGUUGUAAUGUUACCAAAAAGGGGAUACAAGUAGCCCUAGAAAAUUUACCAUUAUUGAAGGUGCUCCAUCAUCAAUUAACUUUUGAUGUCUUGGUAGAAUUGGCUCAGAAAACGGUGAAUCAAGAAGUUCCGAAUGUUCCAACAUUUCCCUUGUCUGUACUGCGAGUAUACGAACAACAAUUGAGGGAUAAGGAGGAAUAUACUAUCGGUAGCAUUGGGAAAGCACUGUCUCUUUGUCCUUCUCUCGUUAGGCUGGAUAUACGCUUAGUGAAAAAAAUUACUGACAGCGACCUACUGGGCAUAACAACUUUAAAAAUGCUCCGUGAACUUACACUGUAUAGAUGGAUAGGAGAAGUAAUUGAUGUCACUUUUGACGGUGGAGUUGACCCACUUCUAGUAGUUAUAGGAAGUUCUUUAACUUAUCUGAAUCUUUCCUGUUUUAGAAUAGUCAAUUUUUCGGCCAUCAUCGAGUAUUGUCCAAAUUUGGGCUGUCUUACUUCUCACUUGUAUAUGCCUCUUCUCUGCUUUCCUAUAAUAUUGAAACAAUUAUUUCGAACUGAAUGUAGGAGGGAGAAAUUUUGUUUGUCACAACUUGAGAGGCUGGAUGUAGAAUACUGUCCUACCAUUUCGUCAUCCGAUAUCUGGUUAGGUUUAUUAUCUUCUCCUUUCCUUACUUACGUUAAUAUUUAUUUUUGCGAUUCGCUUACUGACGAUGUAUUUCAGAAUGCCACAAAAAAUGGCCGUUUCCAGAAUCUAGAGACUUUGUAUCUAACUAAGUGUAACUCGAUAACAUAUCGGGGAAUUGAUGCGUUAAUGACAGAUGCGAAUCCUAUACGCUUUUUAAUUACUAGAGAUUGUAAAAAUCUGAUAAAGGCCGAUGCCGCCCACCUGAAAUUAAAAUACGACAAAUGGAAUGAUGGGAAAUUGCCAUUUAAUUGGUCGUUUGGUUGAUAAACCAACGUUUUGGUAAAUACAUAACUGAUGAAGACUAAAGAUUUGAACGAAUUUUGUACAAUUUUCAUUUAAUUGUAAUCAUCACGUCUGAAUUCUUCACUGUAAUGUUGCAACUUGCUGAUCAUAUUUUUUUCAUCAAAUUUUUGGCAAUAAAAAAUGUUGUGUAGAACUAGAAUGCAGCAAUUCUCGUAAUCGUAAGUGCGUUUUACUUAACUUACUUAACAGAAGUUGUGGGGCAAUUACAAGGACAGACGAUAGAAUACCACUACGAAUUGAUACUUUUCGCUUUGCGGACGGUUCGACUCAGAAAAGUUAUGAACAGAUAGAAAACAUUUACUUUUACUUAGCUCAAGAUGUAUGGCUUGGUAAGAUGGUAUAUAUUGCAUUGAAUCACAUACUGGAUAAUUAGUA
This is a messenger RNA of Daphnia pulicaria, 2146 nucleotides long. RefSeq lists its product as uncharacterized. Gene Ontology annotation, biological process: SCF-dependent proteasomal ubiquitin-dependent protein catabolic process. The transcript has 3 exons. The coding region runs from base 236 to 1732 and encodes 498 amino acids. The record is from RefSeq and is a predicted model, not a curated record. Lineage: Eukaryota; Metazoa; Arthropoda; Branchiopoda; Diplostraca; Daphniidae. Gene Ontology annotation, cellular component: SCF ubiquitin ligase complex. Gene Ontology annotation, molecular function: protein binding.